Molecule: messenger RNA, 2394 nt
Organism: Cynoglossus semilaevis (tongue sole)
Lineage: Eukaryota; Metazoa; Chordata; Actinopteri; Pleuronectiformes; Cynoglossidae
Gene: pgm5
Product: phosphoglucomutase 5
Exons: 11
Coding region: 180-1883 (567 amino acids)
Biological process (GO): striated muscle tissue development; carbohydrate metabolic process; myofibril assembly
Cellular component (GO): sarcolemma; cell-substrate junction; cytosol
Molecular function (GO): phosphoglucomutase activity; magnesium ion binding
Source: RefSeq, a predicted model, not a curated record
UGUUUUGUUGACUUCAGUAGUGAGGGAUACAGCAGUAGAAGAACACACUGGGCUGUUCGUAGAACCAGUACAUCGCCAAGGUUCACCUCUCGCUGCUCCUCCAAAGAACAAACCUUUGACUCACUAUAAGGUAUUUUAUUUCCUACUCUGUGGUUGGGAACCACUACCCGACAAGGAGAAUGGAGACGAGUCCCAUUCCGGUGGUGACAGUCCAAACUGCGCCCUUCGAUGACCAGCGCCCCGGAACCAGUGGGUUGCGGCGGAAGACAGUGGUGUUUGAAGGCAGAAAGAAUUACCUGCAGAACUACAUCCAGAGUCUUCUGUCCUCCAUCGACCUGAGGGAUCGGCAGGGCUGCACCAUGGUGGUGGGCAGCGACGGCCGCUACUUCAGCCGAACUGUUAUCGAGGUGAUAGUGCAGAUGGCAGCUGCCAGUGGGAUCGGACGCCUGGUUAUUGGCCACAACGGCCUCCUCUCUACCCCUGCUGUUUCCUGCAUCAUCAGGAAGAUCAAGGCCAUUGGAGGGAUCAUCCUCACAGCCAGCCAUAACCCUGGAGGUCCUGGUGGAGACUUUGGAAUCAAGUUUAAUGUGUCAAACGGAGGCCCUUCUCCUGAUACUGUGAUGGAGAGAAUUCACCAGGUGAGUCGGACAUUGGAGGAGUAUGCCAUCUGUCCUGAUCUCUGCAUUGACCUCUCCUGUCUGGGGAGACAAGAAUUCGACCUGGAAAACAAGUUCAAACCUUUCAGAGUGGAGAUUGUGGACUCAGUUGAUGUCUAUCUACAGCUACUCAGAAAUAUCUUUGACUUCAAUGCCAUCAAAAGUCUCCUCACAGGACCAGACCAGCUGAAAAUACACAUAGAUGCCAUGAAUGGAGUGAUGGGUCCAUACGUACGCCGGAUCCUGUGUGAUGAAUUGGGGGCCCCCGUUAACUCUGCAGUGAACUGUGUUCCUCUGGAGGACUUUGGUGGCUCCCCUCCAGAGCCCAACCUGACCUAUGCCACCACUCUGGUGGAAGCCAUGAAAGGAGGAGAGUUUGGCUUUGGAGCUGCAUUUGAUGCAGAUGGGGACCGCUACAUGAUCCUUGGAGAAAAUGGCUUUUUUGUGAACCCAGCUGAUUCUCUGGCCAUCAUGGCGGCCAACCUCUCUGCCAUCCCUUACUUCAGACAACAUGGCACCAAGGGCUUUGCCAGGAGUAUGGCCACCAGUUCUGCCCUUGACAGGGUGGCCAAAGCCAUGAAACUCGCUCUUUAUGAAACUCCAACAGGCUGGAGAUACUUCGGAAACCUGAUGGAUUCUGGCCGUUGUUCCCUCUGUGGAGAGGAGAGCUUUGGAACAGGUUCUGACCACAUUCGUGAAAAAGAUGGUUUGUGGUCAGUGCUGGUGUGGCUAUCUAUCAUAGCAACCACAAAACAAGGUGUGGAGCAGAUUGUCCGAGAACACUGGGCCAAGUUUGGACGCAACUACUACUGCAGGUUUGAUUAUGAAGGCCUGGAUCCCCGUGCUGCCUUUUACUUGAUGAAGGAUUUAGAAGCUGUGAUCUCAGACAAAGCCUUCACCAACCAAAGGUUUGCUGUGGGUGAUCAUAUUUACAUCGUAGAAAAGGCAGACAACUUCGAGUACAUCGACCCGGUGGAUGGAUCUGUGGCUAGAAACCAGGGUUUGAGGAUCAUCUUCACUGAUGCGUCACGUCUGGUGUUUCGGAUGAGUGGGAGUGGAGGAGGGCUGGGCGCCACCGUCCGCAUUUAUGGGGAGUGUUUUGAGAAAGACCCUGAGAGACAAAGCAGAGAGACACAGGUGGUGCUGGGGCCGCUCAUUGCCAUCGCUCUGAAGAUCUCUGGCAUCCACGAGAGGACAGGACGUCGGGGCCCUAAUGUCAUCACAUGAACCUAGAAGGAAAAUAACACGCAGUAGCAAACACACACACACACACACACACACACACACACAUACAUGUAGUCACCCACCAGCUCACUCCAACUGUAUUUUCUCUUCAGCUUCAGUUUUGUUUGUUUUUAACCAUUGACUAAACACAGCCGGUUUAUUGCCUGGGUUCAUCUUUGAAACAGAAAAUGAAGGUUGUCCAGUGUUAUCUUAACAGUCUGUCGACGGUUAUCUUCUGUCAGCUGAUGGAAAAUAAGCCUAGUUCAGUACCUUUAUGACAAAAACCAUGUAACAAACAACUUAUCAAUUAGCAGACUGACGUUGUGUGUUUGUAUCUGGCCUACGUCUGAGCACGUCAAGAAGUGAAAUGUUCAUGUUUUAAUUCAUGAUGAUUUUUUAUAAUGUGGCAGUUCAUAUUCCAUACUGCUUGUAUCUGAUGUCCCAUACACGGCAUGCCACAGUUUUUUUUGUUAUUUUCUCAAUGCUCAAAAUAAAAUGAUCACACCACAGAAAA